CGUCUUUUUUCUGACGUCAAGCAAAAUUCUCCGAGCGCCCCUAACGGUAAACCAAACUUUGUUUUGUUAAGUUAGUUGUUGGCCUUUGGAUGGUGAACUUCGACGCGAUUAUAAACUAAAACAGCACAUAGUGGUGAUUUUUUUCGUUUGAAAUAUAAGGAUUCUCUGCAUUUACCGACAUGGGUAAAGAUGCACCACCGCCGUACGAACAAGCCGCAUCCCCAAACAUCGGAUUUAAUGUCCCCGCGAACCCUCCGGCACCCGCCCACACAUUCGUUCAAGGAUCAGGACAGCCGAUUUAUGCGCCCUCGGGUGCAUCAAUCGUCGUGACCAACACACCCGUGGUACAAGUAGCUUUUGGGCCCCAACCCCAGCCGGUCACUUGCCCUUACUGCCACCAACAAACAACGAGUAAGAUUAUAACCGAGGCCAGCUCCAGAACCCACAUAAUCGCGGUAGUUUUGUGCCUGAUAGGGUGUAUACCUUGCUGCCUCAUUCCGUAUUGCAUGGAUAGCUGCCAAAACAGGAAUCAUUACUGUUCCAGUUGUUCGGCAUACCUAGGAAUGUACAAUGAUGGCGGAAAUCGCUGGUAACAUGGUUCAAACUGAAAUGCAUUCUCAAACUGGACCAUUUUAUGCCUUUUAUUUUUAUAUCUUUAUUUGCGAUGUUGCUUUAACUUUAACGAGUUUUGUUUAUUAUUUCAUGCCUUCAUCUUAUGAUAUCACAAGAUAAACGAUUUAGUUUUA
This is a messenger RNA of Photinus pyralis (common eastern firefly), 746 nucleotides long. Its product is annotated as lipopolysaccharide-induced tumor necrosis factor-alpha factor homolog. Gene Ontology annotation, molecular function: zinc ion binding. NCBI's taxonomy places the organism in Eukaryota, Metazoa, Arthropoda, Insecta, Coleoptera, Lampyridae. Bases 180 to 593 code for a protein of 137 amino acids. The transcript has 4 exons. The record is from RefSeq and is a predicted model, not a curated record.